CAUCCUCAUGACGCUCCCAGCAAUAGUGGCGACGCCGCUCCAUCAACGCCUACUAUCUCUCCUCGUGUCCCACAAACGCCAGAUCACAAGGAUACUCCAAGGAAGCUCAUCCAUCGCUCCUCUACGAGCGUGAACCAGUCUCCGAAGCCCAAUGUGCUCCUCACUUUCGAGUUGUUACACUCUGUAAUAUCCGCUGAUCGUACGUCUUCGUCGCAGGCUAUGCAGCCACCUCCCUCGCCUACGAAGCGUGCGGAUAGGUAUAGUCCAGCGUCUAGUUCCGUUCCUACUCCUCUCUCUAGGCAAGACACGACAGAUACCAGGGGCUCUCAACGCUCUGCAGACGGCGAAUCCAGUACUCAAGUGGGUUCUCCAGGACUGGAUAGACAUGAGCGUAAUGGUCACGCAGGUGAGCUCACGGAAAGCCCGAGCUUGAUAUCUGCGAAGCUUCCCCCUGUCGAUCCCAAGGACGACACACGGCUGCGAGAUUCUUCUUGGGCUACCCGGAAUGGCUAUGAGGACAGAAAUCGACUAGGACCUCUUGCCUCUCGAUCUGAUGCUCGCAACGGUAGCAACCCCGUUGUAGUAAACGAAGAUCGUGGACUGCCACAAAGGGACCAGAGGCCAUUUGAAAGGGAGAGAGAACGCGAGCGGGAGAGGGACCGAGACCGUAGCAGGGAGAGAGAACACGAGCGGGAUGCUGACCGCGAUCGGAGGCUGGACCACGGCCGGUUCAGAGACAGAGAGGAUCGCAAGGACGACAGGCGCAUCGAAGACCGCGCUCGUCCAUCAGAUGAUCGUAGGCCACCUAAUGGAACGCGAUAUGAGCCUCGUCAUCCUCUCCGACGGUACGAUUCCAAGGCGUCCGAAAGCUCGUUGAAUCCUGGAAGGCGUGAUGACCGAGGCCCUCCUGAAACUCGGCCGCCUCCUCGGAACCUGGGAGAAGAACGUGCUAUUGUCCGGCCGCCAUUGAAUGCUGCUGCUCUUCCUCCCCGAUCGGUCUCCGAGGAACGUCGUGCUCCUCCGCCAUCAGGCGUUGAUAACCGUGCUGCUCGGCCUCCUCUACCCAUCAUUGACGACCGAAGACCCCUUCGUAGCCCAGAGCGUCCUUCGCCUAGAGUCAUUGAUGGCCAUCGGUCUCCUCCUGUAUUGCUUGACCGUCCGGGAAGGCCUGAUGAUAGGCGCCUUCCACCUCUUCCAGCGACCGAUCGUCCGGCUGUGAUUGUGGAUGACCGUCGCCGCCCACCUUCGCCUGCUGCAAUCGAUAGGGCUCCUCCUAGGUCUCUGGACGACCGCCUUGCACCCAUCUCUGUUCCUGCUGCUUUGCCGUCUGACCGACAAGUGAGGCCUGGUGACGAGCAUCGUCCCUCUGUUCCUGCUGUGCCUGGUGAUCGACCACCAUUUGCAGCUGUGAGCGAGGACAGACGCCCGCCUGCCCCUACUUCGGCUCCUGCGGACCGGCCACGACCUGGAGAGGAUCGCCGACCUGUUCUGGAGGAGCGUGUCGCUCACCCGCAUGUCCCUGCUCCUAUCGACUCUCUGCCUGCUCGGCCACCUGCAGAGGAUCGUGGCCCCCGUCCUGUCCAUCCUAUUGAUAGAAGUACUAGACCCGCUUUGCCUCUAGAGGAGAGGAUUAGUCGUACUCCGCUGCAAGAAAGGCUUGGUAAGCCCGCUGCUCCCCCAAGACCAGAUGACAGACCUGCGCCGCGACUGGAAGAGCGGCUGAGUCGUUCGGGCAAUGGUCCACCUUCCCUGGAGGAACGGCUCUCUAAUCCUCCUGCUGCCGACAGCCGCCCGCCACGUCCUCUUGAUGACCGACCUCUUCGACCUCCGCCAUCUCUCGAGAGGCCUGUUGGACGUCUUGAUGAUCGCACUGUUCUUGCUGAACCUGCGCGCACUGCUGCUCUGAGCGAGCGUCCCCCUCCACAUCACGAUGACCGUCACUUUCCUCAGCCAGGUCGUUUCGCUCGUCCUGCGAGUCCUGCUCUCAGCGAUCGCGGUCAUCCACCUUCUCGACCUCCCUAUCGCGCAGCCUCUAUAGCUCGUGACGAACCGUCACGUUCAUUCAGGCCUAUAUCUCCCAUGCCUGCACGUCCACCUUCCCGCUCUGACGUCCGUGACUUCCGGCCUGAUCCCAGGGACAGAGAUCGUGUAGAAUCCCGUGCCCCGUAUCGCCCUGAUCUGGAAAGGUAUCCGCCUGAACGUCGACCCUCGGAUCUGAUGGACGUCGAUCCUCCACCUAGGUUCAGCGACACCCGUCCGCCUUACCGACGACCUUCGCCACCGCCUGCCGCUUCUUAUCCACCUCGUGCGGGAGAGCGCGAUAGGACUUGGGUCCCUGCUGGUGAAGCUCCUGCUUAUAGGGAUCCGGAACCUAGCUCCAGGCCGCCUGCGGAUCCUCUCAGCUAUCCUCCGCGCGAAUGGCGCGACUCGGAGCGGCGACCAUACGGGGACGACCUUCAGGAUCGUUCUUGGGACAGGUCGAGGGAGUACGAGCGGGAGAGUCGCUUCCCGGACCGCGAUGCUCCGCCUCCGGCUUGGGAAACACGUGAAGAGCGCGAGCGUAGGGGAACGUACCCGGCUCCUGCGGACUUGCCCCCGCCAGCCCGAUCGGGAUACGUCAGGGACGAUCGUGCACCGGCACGGUAUCCGCCCGUCGAGCCGCCAAGCUCGUACUCGCGCGUCCGCCCGCGCAGCCCAAGCCCAGGUCCGCUGCGGAGGGGUACGGCAGGCGACGAUCUGCGCCCGCCGCUCAAGCGCCCCCGGGACAGUUCCUACCCCCCGCCUGCGAGUGGAGGGUACUAUCCUCCUGCAGACCGCGAUGAGCCUCGAGGACCCCCACCGUCGGACUACCCGCCGUGCCUGCGCACGCCCCCGCCCGCGAGCGGUGGGUACUACGACGACCCGAGGUACAACACGAGUCCGGGGCGCGACAGGGACUAUAUCGACUCUAGGGAUCGGGACCCGGGCUAUGGGUACGAAAGGCGCGAUCCCCCAGGUAGGAUGCCGCCGUCGAGGUCGCCCCCGCCGUAUGGGAGGCCCCCUGCAUACGGGAGGGACGAUAGGCGUUACAGCAUCCCUCCGCGCGGUUGAUCUUUAAUCAGUUGAGGAUCGGGCGGCGUCUCAUAAGGCUUUCUCAUCUGUCGAUCAAGUCUGCAUCAUUUUCCGCGAAACGCACACGAACAAGGAUUGCGGAAGACAUGAACGUUGUAUGUACACUCUCGCCGUUUUCCGUUUGUGAACUGUGCCUAUCUUGCUUUGCUGUGCAUGUAUGUGUUUGGUUAUGUCACGAUGCAAUGUCUCUGUCAUCUCUCUUCAUCUAUCAUCUACCAGCACCUUGUGCAGAUGCUUGGAUCUAU
Messenger RNA from Dichomitus squalens LYAD-421 SS1, 3356 nucleotides. RefSeq lists its product as uncharacterized. Lineage: Eukaryota; Fungi; Basidiomycota; Agaricomycetes; Polyporales; Polyporaceae. Bases 220 to 3090 code for a protein of 956 amino acids. The record is from RefSeq and is a predicted model, not a curated record. The transcript has 3 exons.